AUGUCUUGUACAGAGAGUCUAGGGUUGGAGAGCUUUGAUGAGAGAACAGUAGAUGAUGAUGAUAAUCAGAAUAUUGAACAUCUAAAUGAUAUUUUCUCCCUAAAGCCAACUAGAAUAGAUGGAAGAUUAGAGCUUAAUGAGGUGAAAAUUGAUCCAUCACAGAUCCUCUUUGUUUCACGUCAAGAAGGACGGUUGAGAUUGAAUCUUAUUCUCGAUCAAGAAGAAGAAGACGAGGAAAAUGAUAAUGAUAAUGAUAACGAUGAUGAAGAUGUCGUCAUAAAUGCAAUUCAAGAAAAUGAUGAAGAAACAGUAAAUGAAAAUAAAGAGAUGAAACUUCCAACAGAAUCCAACAAUCUCAGUAUUUCAUAG
Molecule: messenger RNA, 369 nt
Organism: Solanum dulcamara
Lineage: Eukaryota; Viridiplantae; Streptophyta; Magnoliopsida; Solanales; Solanaceae
Exons: 2
Coding region: 1-369 (122 amino acids)
Source: RefSeq, a predicted model, not a curated record